AUGACGUCCCGAGAUCUGACUUCAGCAGCGACAUCUAGAAACCUUGGUGAUCAUACCAGCGCGUCACCAAGUAACCCUCCAGCAAUAGAUGGAUCGACAAACCAUAUGUCUACCGAGUCAACCGGAAGUUCAUCGGUGAAGCCUCGGAACAAAUCCGAUGCGACCUACCCUACAAGCCUUGAUCAGACAACAGAAGGGACUGGACAUUCUGCUCCUGAAGACAUCAUCGAAGACAUCAGUUCAGUAUCACCUGUGUUGGCGGAUGGGAAUGAAACGCUGUCAGGUUGGUAUUGGUAUGGCAUGGAGUGGCAUUGGUAUCUGAUCAUUCAGGCCAUUUCAGGAAUUGUAGGAAUUGUUGGCAAUCUCCUUGUCAUUCUGGUGCUCUUUCAGAGAAGGUCCUCUGGUCGAUCAACCGACACUUUAAUCGGGGGACUGGCGUGGGCAGACUUUCUGACAUCCAUCUUCAUAAUCCCAAUUCCCAAUGAGCAGAGAAUCCCUGCAACAUGGUUUGGUGAUAUGUAUUGCAAGCUCAUUCACACUUCCUACUUCUUAUGGGUCAGUGUUAAUGCUUCUACCUACAUCCUCAUGGCAAUAUCCAUCGAACGCUUCAUCGCCAUUACUUACCCAAUAUAUUUCAACCGGGUCCUUACAAAGAGUCGUAUCCAGUUUGUGAUAUUAAUCAUCUGGAUCUUAUCAGUUUUGUCUAGUAUCUUCGCUUUCUUUGUGGAGUUUAUAGACCCUACAACCAAUAGGUGCAUGUUCAGCUUUCCUUCUCCAGAAAGCCAGGUCAUCAUCGGCUACUACUGGUUUUUCCUCCGUAUGGUCAUCCCGAUGCUUACAAUGCUAAUCACCCAGACCUUGAUAGCAAGGGAGCUACACCGUCAGUCCAUCCGGUUCAAGAGCGACAAGGACAGUUCCACGACUAAGACGGUUCAUCUGGUGGCUAGGAACCGUGUCCUGAAGAUGAUGUUUGAAGUCAUCAUCAUCUACAUCAUCUGCUGGGCUCCUAACCUAAUAGCUUACAUGGGUACCGUCAUGGGCUUUGUCCCGCCAUCGUACUUAGGUUCUCCUCUUCACCAUACCCUGACAGUCCUGGGGUUCUGUAACUCUUGUGCCAAUCCGUUCAUCUACACCGUCCGUCACCCCCAGUUCCGAGAGGCUCUCAAGGGUAUGCUCACCUGUGUCCGGGGUGGAACUUCGCCCCUCUUUGAACAGAAGAUGGAAUCGAGCUACGCAUCUCGCACAUUCGGACAAGGAGAUCAGACAGACGUGGACAAAGAGGUGUAG
Molecule: messenger RNA, 1287 nt
Organism: Lytechinus pictus (painted urchin)
Lineage: Eukaryota; Metazoa; Echinodermata; Echinoidea; Temnopleuroida; Toxopneustidae
Product: allatostatin-A receptor-like
Exons: 1
Coding region: 1-1287 (428 amino acids)
Biological process (GO): G protein-coupled receptor signaling pathway
Cellular component (GO): membrane
Molecular function (GO): G protein-coupled receptor activity
Source: RefSeq, a predicted model, not a curated record